This is a messenger RNA of Diospyros lotus (date-plum), 2841 nucleotides long. RefSeq names its product phosphatidylinositol 4-kinase gamma 7-like. The record is from RefSeq and is a predicted model, not a curated record. The transcript has 2 exons. NCBI's taxonomy places the organism in Eukaryota, Viridiplantae, Streptophyta, Magnoliopsida, Ericales, Ebenaceae. Bases 612 to 2474 code for a protein of 620 amino acids.
AAAAUCCCAUAACUAUCGCAGCUCUGUCCACAUCAUCAGACCAGGAAGGCGAUCCAACGAGCAGCAUUACCUGCAACCAAGAUCGACGACGUGGCAGGACCUCUGAGUUCUUUUGGCGAGUUCCCUAAUGUACCGGAUCAUUUCGCGUGCGCAAUUACUUUUGAGCCCAUCCGUUUCUCUUGAAAGGGAGUUGGAAAAUCUCUGAAAGCGGGAGACGGAGAUCGCAACACGCCCACCGAGGUUGAGACGCGCACACAGAGGACUGGAGCGACCUUAUUGAAUCUCAGCCGUUGGUCCAGCCGGAUCUUGAACCUCAACCGUUCGUUCCCGGGCUGCACCGUUCGGCGGGGAAACAUUCGAAUCUCCGCAUUAUCAGGUGGACUCCUCAAUGUAGCAAUUUUGCCACAUCAGUUCUCUGUCUCGUCAUACUUUACAAUGUGAGAAUUAUUUAGGCAGUUUGAUCCUCUAGACUGAUAUGAUUGAUUGGGCCACAAAGUAUUUGAUGUUUCUAUUGGUGCCGGCAUUUGAAUUUGGGGUUUGCCUGAGGGAGAAUCUCUGGACUGGUGCUACCUCUGCUGCCGGCAUUUGGAAUUUCUUCUGUGCUUCAUUUCAUGUAUCCUGAUUUGGAUAACCCUGUACAGCUCCCUACAGCAGUUGCCAACUUCAAAAUAGCCCCCAGCCAUGAGUAUCUUGGGAAUAAGAGGAUCGAGGGAAAAUCACCUAGGAAAAGACGCAUUUUUGUUCAAACUGAAACCGGCUCUGUUUUGGGCAUUGAGCUAGAUGGGAGUGACAAUGCCCGUACAGUGAAAAAGAGAUUGCAGUUGGCCCUGAAUGUCCCAGCAGAGAAGUGCUCAUUAACAUAUGGGGAUAUAGUAUUAAAGAAUGAUCUCAGCAAUGUGAGAAAUGAUAGUCCACUUCUCCUUACAAAAAAUUCUCUGCACAGGAGCUCAUCUACGCCAUGUCUCUCACCUUCUGGAAAGGAUACUCAGCAGGGAGAUGCAAGUGGUCCGGUUGAGAUAUUAGGGUGCUCAGAUCAUUUUGCUAUGGCUGAAGAGUUGGUGAAAGAUGUUGUGAAGGCAAUAGAGAAUGGCAUUGAUCCAGUCCCCAUUUGUAGUGGGCUUGGAGGAGCUUAUUAUUUGAAGAAUUGCACUGGUGAGAAUGUCGCCAUAGUGAAGCCAACAGAUGAGGAACCUUUUGCUCCAAACAACCCAAAAGGUUUUGUAGGCAAAACACUAGGUCAACCUGGGCUGAAGCCAUCAGUGCGGGUUGGGGAGACAGGUUUCAGAGAAGUUGCAGCUUACCUUCUUGAUUAUGAUCAUUUUGCCAAUGUCCCUCCUACUGCACUUGUGAAGAUCACACAUCCUAUCUUUAACGUCAAUGAUGGGGUUAACACAAACAAGCAUCAACAACUGAUGCAUGCUAGCAAGAUUGCAUCAUUCCAGCAAUUCAUUCCGCAUGAUUUUGAUGCCAGUGAUCAUGGGACCUCUAGCUUUCCUGUGGCUGCCAUACAUAGGAUUGGAAUAUUAGAUAUUCGUAUUUUAAAUACAGAUAGGCAUGCCGGAAAUCUUUUGGUUAAGAAGCUUGAUGGGGUUGGGCGAUUUGGUCAGGUGGAGUUGGUCCCCAUUGAUCAUGGCCUUUGCCUUCCUGAGAGCUUGGAGGACCCAUACUUUGAGUGGAUCCAUUGGCCACAGGCUUCAAUUCCUUUCUCAGAAGACGAACUUGAGUAUAUAAGUCAUCUUGACCCUGUUCGGGAUUCUGAAAUGCUGCGGAUGGAGUUACCAAUGAUUCGAGAGGCAUGCCUAAGGAUCUUGGUUCUUUGCACUACUUUUCUCAAGGAAGCAGCGGCUUUUGGUCUGUGUCUUGCAGAAAUUGGUGAGAUGAUGAGUAGGGAGUUCCGUGGCCAUGAAGAAGAGCCAAGCGAGCUUGAGAUCAUAUGCAUGGAGGCAAGGAAGCUUUUAGAGGAAGGCGAGGCACAGAUUUGUGAGGACAAGGUAAUGAAGCAGGAAGAGUUUCAAUUUGACAUGGAGUGUGAGGAAUCUGAUUUAUUCCAAAAUUCAGAAGUGAAGAUGGCUGCUAAACCACAAGUUGCUUCUGUGUUUAAAGUUGGUAAUGGUCAGAACAUACUCUCUCAACUAGUGGCAAAUCACAGAGAUCUGAUCCAGGGACAAGUGCCAGCAAUAUCGAUGCUCUCCACGUCCCUAAGAAGUGUUAACCUUGGUGAGCAGGGUUGGCGACAUCAAGGUGCAGCAACAAAGGGCAGUUGUUUGGCUGGUAAAUCAACUGGGAACAGGAGCGUGAAUGAACAGUUGCCUACUAGUGCAAAUUUUGUGAAGCUGGCAGAUAUGAAUGAGGAGGAGUGGGUGCGGUUCCUUGAUAUUUUCCAGAAGCUUCUGUACGAAGCUGUCUCCAAUCGCAGAUUAGGGAAUGCGAAUCAGAAGCAGAGACAGAGGCUUGGUACUUCAUGCCAGUUUUGAAUCUAAUAUACAUAUGGUUGAAUAAGAAAGAAGAAUAAGACUUUGAGCCACUUGUGCCGAAGGUUCCUGGUACGUAGGCUUUCCUAACUAGGUCGUGGUCGUGUUUGGAAGUGACUUAAUUUCACUUUCUGUAAAUACGCAUCUUGUCAGAUUGACGAGGGCUGCGUUUAUUAUGUUAUGGAGGUGAGGGAAAUAUGUUCUUAAAAAUGGCAGAGGGUAAGAAGUGUGUUCCUUUUUUGUUUAUAUAUUUUUCCUUUGGUAAAGUCGGUCAAAUAAAAAUCCAGAAAGAGAUGGGAAGGGACUUUAUCUUUAUCUACCUGUUUAUGGUAAAGAUGCAUGACAUGCGGGCUUGUUUGGAACGACAAAU